AUGCAAGAACAUCGUGGAAAGUUACUUCAAAGAUUUGAUCCAUCGUUGACCUGUGACCAUGCUGGAGGUGAAGUUGUUGCGGAUCUUAAAUUCAACAGCGAUGGCUCGUACUUAGCAGUUGCUAUUGGAGGUAAAGCAAAUAAUAAAAAUCAGCUACAACUACGAAAUCCUAUUGACCUGACAGUGUUACAUAAACUAGAUCUUGAACUCGGUCUCUACUGUAUACUUCCUCUGCCAAACAAUGAAUAUUUAUUGCAUUCAUUUCUUGGGCGCGAAUUAUUUUUUGUUAAUGCAUAUGGAAAAAUGAAACAGGGAUUACGAUACGAUAGACUUUUUGAAUCAGUGGCAUAG
Messenger RNA from Adineta ricciae, 351 nucleotides. The record is from the annotation of a GenBank genome assembly. NCBI's taxonomy places the organism in Eukaryota, Metazoa, Rotifera, Eurotatoria, Adinetida, Adinetidae.